Molecule: messenger RNA, 1285 nt
Organism: Photinus pyralis (common eastern firefly)
Lineage: Eukaryota; Metazoa; Arthropoda; Insecta; Coleoptera; Lampyridae
Product: serine/arginine repetitive matrix protein 1-like
Exons: 4
Coding region: 1-927 (308 amino acids)
Source: RefSeq, a predicted model, not a curated record
AUGGUUAUGUGUAAGGAUCCCUCCCCUCUAAUGAUGUACCAAGAAGCCUACAAUCAGUUCUCUUUUAGGUCUCGUUCGUUAUCGGUAUCGCGAUCGCGAAAACCGCACGUGAAACACGGUUCCCCCAAAAUUCGUGCGCGUCCUCGUCCUCCGUCGCCGUCACCGAUUCCGCGUCGCGUUCCGAGACCAAUGACACCACCUCCAGUCAGACGACCAGUGAAAGGACUGAUUUCCGAUAAGCCCACGGAUCCACGCCGUCAACCGCCACCCCCCAGGCCACGUAAUCCAUCUGGCAAGGUUAUCAAUCUAGGCAGUAUCGCACCGCCCGCAGCAGUGAAGAAGACCAUCCGUAAAAAGGAAAAAUUUACAGAACCCGUAUUACUGACACGGAUCAAAAAGGAACGCACAAAGAAACGUCCCGGAUCUCCGGAUUCAUCUGGAUCAGAAGAUAGUUCCACAUCCUCCUUAUCGCCCAUUGUGGCAACUACUCGUUUGUCUCUUUCAGAGCGUUUUGGUAAGAUGGCGCAAUGGAGUAUCGAUAGAGAACGCAGAGACAUCGAAAAUAUGCGUAUAACGAAGAAUUCUAGUGGAGGCGACUUGAAAGUCAUGAUUGAGGAAGACGAUUUUCUAUAUGGUAGUCCUCCUCGUCGUUACAGUCACUCGCCCGUUCCACCAGGACAUUAUCCCGAUGAACUUUUAUCUGCUGGUCCGUCAGGUUUGGCAUCGUGGGACGAUGUUCGUGUUCGUUAUCAGUACUACAAAGAUUUAGGGUACUUAAGAGAUCUAUCGUUGGAUGACUACGUGAAAUGGGAGGAAUGGUGGUACAAAUACCAAGAUUGGUUAGCAAACGAAAGGCACUAUGAACAUUGGUUGUCGACGCAAAGAAGAGGGAAGAAAAGACUGCCAGCAUCGCAACGUUUAAAUUAAGAAUGUAAGCUAGAUAUAUGUAUAUGUACGAAAUUAUGGAUUAUUAUCAUACUGAUGAUAUAAAGAGUUUAUUAUAUCUCGAUGUAACAGAUGAUUAUAAUUUCGUUAUUUAUAAUUUUUUUAAAUAUUUUUUAACUAACGUUAACACAUUUUUAUUUUUAAUGUAUCCUAUGUUGCAUGAAGCUGUAUAGAUACGAUAUGAAGUAUUCUAAUUGUUCUCAUUAAUGUAAUUAGUACUGCAGUUAAGGGUAGCUACGUUCUGCAAGCUUAUUGAUGAUUUUUUUGAAAUCCCGUUUUUAUUGAGUACAGCUUUUGAAUGUAUUCUAUUUAUUCAAUAAAUAUUAAGUUAUGACGUUAA